This is a messenger RNA of Colias croceus (clouded yellow), 980 nucleotides long. RefSeq names its product corepressor interacting with RBPJ 1. Bases 173 to 901 code for a protein of 242 amino acids. Gene Ontology annotation, cellular component: nucleus. The record is from RefSeq and is a predicted model, not a curated record. Gene Ontology annotation, molecular function: transcription corepressor activity. Lineage: Eukaryota; Metazoa; Arthropoda; Insecta; Lepidoptera; Pieridae. The transcript is spliced from 5 exons. Gene Ontology annotation, biological process: negative regulation of DNA-templated transcription.
ACAGCUGACGAGCAUUUGACAAAAUAUCAUAAUAUCAUUUUUUUUUUAGUUAUAAUAAUAAAAACUAAAAAGUAAAUAAAUAACUCUCGUCUGCUAUAAUUAGGAUACUUCAGAGAAGAGUCGUAUAUUAUUUGUUUAUAUCUUUAGUUUGGGAUACACUUAAAAUUCAAAGAUGGGGAAAGGAUUUAACAAUUAUAUGUGUAAAAAAUUCUUCCAUCCUGCUUCUCGAGAUAAUUUAAAAAGAGUAUGGAUGGCAGAACAGAAAACAGAGGCAUACAAAAAGAAACAAGAGGAAUUACGUGUACAGUAUGAAAAGGAACAAGAGUUACAUGAAAACAAAGCUUUACUCAGUAAGGAUAGCAAAGAUAAGCUAAGCCUAAAUUUUAUGUAUGAGCCACCACCAGGUGUUAAAAAGGAACGGGAACGUGAAGAUAAUGAGCCAGAAUAUAAAUUUGAAUGGCAAAGAAAAUACAAUGCUCCAAGAGAAAGCUACUGCAAGGGUGACAAUGAAAUCAGAGAUCAACCAUUUGGAAUUUUGGUCAGAAAUGUGCGUUGUAUUAAGUGUCACAAAUGGGGUCAUAUAAAUACAGACAAAGAGUGUACUAUGUACUCUUUAUCUAUGAGUGAGGCUCGUGCGCUUCAAGCUUCAGCUUCAACACCACAAGAAGAGGAAGAAAAGCCUGAUGUUCCCACAUUGAUGCAACAAAUGCGUGAUACUGGACUAGUGAUGAAGCCCGGCGCCAUGCCUCUUGCUGCCACUAAAAUAGUUGAGAAUGACACAUCAUCUCUCACUGAAACAGAUCUCAUUAGUCAGCUGACUAAAAAACAAAAGAAAAAAUUGUUGAAGAAAUUGGAAAAACUAGAAAAGAAGAAAGAAAAAUCUAAGAAGCACAAACAUUAAACUAAUGAAAAAUAUUGCUUCACAUAUUUUUGGGUUGUAUAAUAAAGUUAUAUCUAUGAUUAAAAAUAAAUCAACUUCA